Salmo salar (Atlantic salmon) is the source of this 7341-nucleotide messenger RNA. Its product is annotated as clustered mitochondria protein homolog. The record is from RefSeq and is a predicted model, not a curated record. Gene Ontology annotation, cellular component: cytoplasm. Gene Ontology annotation, biological process: organelle organization; intracellular distribution of mitochondria. Gene Ontology annotation, molecular function: mRNA binding; protein binding. NCBI's taxonomy places the organism in Eukaryota, Metazoa, Chordata, Actinopteri, Salmoniformes, Salmonidae.
UGUGUUUUGGGGGGUGGAGAAGAACGCAAAGAGGUCAGGAGGAGGAGAAACCACGUGUGAUUGCCAUGUUCAGCGUUGACUGUCCUUCCUCUGUAGACUUGUUUUUGUAAGAUCGUACCCUCUGCAUGUAGCUGGCUAGCCUGUUAGCUAAAUAAGGAGUAUUUAACAGAUUCACAUAGCAAUUUUGAACAACGGAUUUUUGUUGCCACCUUUGACUAACUAGCUGCCAAAUAAUGGUGAGCAAGACAGAUGACAUCCCGGCGUCAGUACCCAACUGUAAUGUUAACACAGUUGAUCUUGUAGGAGAGACGCCAGACCGCAAAGAGACCUCCAAGGGACCACACAAGGACCCUUGUGGGCACAGUGUAGACACGGCGGUGAUGAAUGGGGGUGGGGCCCACGAUCUUUCGGAGGAGGAGUCCAAGCAGGAUGGGGCUGGUGACACAGAUGGUGGGGAGGAUUCUAACGAACAGGAAGUGAUUGUGAUUCAGGAUACAGGUUUCACUGUGAAGAUCCAGGCACCCGGGACGGAGCCUUUUGACCUCCAGGUUUCACCCCAGGAGAUGGUGCAGGAGAUCCACCAGGUGUUGAUGGACCGUGAGGACACCUGCCAUCGUACCUGUUUCUCCCUGCAGCUGGACGGCAACGUGCUGGAUAACUUUGCUGAGCUGAAAUCCAUUGAGGGCCUGCAGGAGGGCUCCCUUCUCAAAGUAGUGGAAGAGCCCUACACAGUGCGCGAGGCCCGUAUCCACGUGCGUCACAUCAGAGACCUGCUGAAAGGUCUGGACCCGUCUGAUGCCUACAACGGCGUGGACUGCAACUCCCUCUCCUUCCUCAGCGUCUUCACCGACGGAGACCUGGGAGACAGUGGUAAGCGGAAGAAGAAGGGCAGUGAGCUGGAGCAGAUAGACUGUACCCCUCCAGAACACAUCCUGCCUGGCAGUAAAGAGCGCCCCCUGCUGCCUCUCCAGCCACAGAACAAGGACUGGAAGGUAAUAAUGACGCCCAUGCAGUGCCUGAAGGUCCUGACUAUGAGUGGCUGGAACCCCCCUCCUGGCAACAGGAAGAUGCACGGUGAUCUCAUGUACCUGUAUAUGGUGACUGUUGAGGAGAGACACAUCAGUAUCACCGCCUCUACACGUGGCUUCUACCUCAACCAGUCGACCACGUACACCUUCAACCCCAAGCCAGCCAACCCCAGCUUCCUCAGCCACUCGUUGGUUGAGCUGCUGAGCCAGAUAAGCCCUGCCUUCAAGAAGAACUUCACUGCCCUGCAGAAGAAAAGGGUUCAGCGGCAUCCAUUUGAGAGGAUAGCCACACCCUUCCAGGUGUACAGUUGGACCGCCCCCCAGGUGGACCACACCAUGGACUGUGUCAGAGCUGAGGACGCUUACACCUCCCGUCUGGGCUACGAGGAACACAUACCUGGACAGACGCGAGACUGGAAUGAGGAGCUGCAGACGACCAGAGAGCUGGCCCGGAAGAACCUGCCUGAACGCCUGCUGAGAGAGAGGGCCAUCUUCAAGGUCCACAGUGACUUUGCGGCUGCUGCCACUCGCGGUUCCGUGGCGGUGAUUGACGGCAACGUGAUGGCCAUCAACCCUGGCGAGGAGACACGUAUGCAGAUGUUUAUCUGGAACAACAUCUUCUUCUCCCUGGGCUUCGACGUCCGUGACCACUACCGCGAGCUGGGCGGGGACGCUGCCGCGCACGCUGCGCCCACCAACGACCUCAACGGUGUCCGGGCUUACGGGGCCGUAGACGUGGAGGGGCUGUACACCCUGGGGACCGUGGUGGUGGACUAUCGUGGUUACCGUGUCACGGCCCAGUCGAUCAUCCCAGGCAUUCUGGAGAGAGAGCAGGAGCAGAGCGUUAUCUACGGGUCUAUUGACUUUGGGAAGACAGUGGUGUCUCAUGGGAAGUACCUGGAGCUUCUGGAGAGGACCAGUCGACCACUCAAGGUUCAGAGACACAAUGUGCUGAAUGAGAAGGAUGAGUCCAUGGAGCUGUGUUCCUCUGUUGAGUGUAAGGGCAUAAUCGGCAACGAUGGACGCCACUACAUCUUGGACCUUCUGAGGACCUUCCCCCCCGACCUGAACUUCCUGCCUGUGGAAGGGGAGGAGCUUUCCCCUGAGAGUGUGAGACAGGGUUUCCCACGCCAGCACCGCCACCGCCUGGCCUGCCUCCGACAGGAGCUCAUCGAGGCCUUCGUUGAGCACAGAUACCUCCUCUUCAUGAAGAUGGCAGCGCUCCAGCUGAUGCAGCAGAAAGCCAACAAGGAGAGGAAGCUGGCCACCCUGACAGAGAACAGCAGCCCCGGGGCAGCCGUUCCAGCCCUGCCCUCCACAGAGACCCCCGAUGGCUCGGCCGAGUCCUCAGAAACUUCCACAGAAACCCUCACUGACGCCAACUCAGACGCAGCCCAGACAGAGACCACCUCCACCUCUGAUGCCCCUCAGGCAGCAGCGACAGAAACCACCACCACAGAAGCAGCCCCCAAGACAGAGCCAAUGACAGAAACAGACAGUUCAGCUACAACAACCACUAAUGCCUCCCAGGCAACCCCUAUAGAGGUUAAUGUGGUUCCCAUGGUGACCACCAAUGGGCCGUUGGUGCCCUUUGCCACAGCGAUUCAGAACGGGGAGUGCGAGAGCCCUCUGGAGGGUAAGGCUGAGGAUAUUAUCCCGGGCUUAGCCCAGGCGAAAGAGCUGGCUGAGUCCUUAGCCGCGGAAGAUGGAUCAGGUAUCGACCCUAAAAGCCGAGAGGUGGUCCUCAAUGCCUGCAAGGCCGUGGGUUCCAUCAGCAACACCUCCUUCGACAUCCGCUUCAACCCAGACAUCUUCUCUCCAGGAGUGCGUUUCCCUGAGGACAGUGCAGAUGACAUUCAGAAACAGAAGCAGCUGUUGAAGGAUGCUGGAGCCUUCCUGGUGUCCUGUCAGAUCCCGUCUCUGGUGAAGGACUGUCUGGACCACAGUGCUCUGCCCAUGGAUGGAGCCACGCUGACCGAGGCGCUGCACCAGAGGGGCAUCAACGUGCGUUACCUAGGCAACGUGCUGGCGUUAGUGGACAAGACCCCAGCCAAGGCACAGCUGGAGCACUUCUAUAGAAUAGGUAUCAGCGAGUUAAUCACCAGAUGUGCGAAACAUAUCUUCAAGACAUACCUCCAGGGUGUUGAGUUGUCGGCCCUCUCUGCCGCUGUCAGCCACUUCCUCAACUGCUUCCUGUCCUCCUUCGAUGCCGUGGCACACCUGCCUGCCGACGAGCUCGUGUCGCGCCGCAAGAACCGUAAGCGCCGUAACCGCGUCCCGGGGGGAGGGGACAACACUGCGUGGGCCAGCCUGACACCCAGCGAGCUGUGGAAGAACAUCGUCUCUGAGGCCCAGAGCUACUACCACUUCACUCUGCACUGCGAGAAUGCUGACCAGGUAGUGGAGAAAUACGGCCUUCAGAAGAUCACCCUGCUCAGAGAAAUCUCCAUCAAAGCUGGCAUCCAGAUCCUGAUAAAGGAGUAUAACUUUGACAGUCGCCACAAGCCUGCCUUCACAGAGGAGGACAUCCUUAACAUCUUCCCUGUGGUGAAGCACGUCAACCCCAAGGCCUCCGAUGCCUUUCACUUCUUCCAGAGUGGACAGGCCAAGGUCCAGCAAGGUUACCUGAAGGAGGGCUGUGAGUUGAUCAACGAGGCUCUGAACCUGUUCAACAACGUGUACGGGGCCAUGCACGUAGAGAUCUGUGCCUGCCUGCGUCUGCUGGCUCGCCUCAACUACAUCAUGGGAGACCACCACGAGGCUCUUAGUAACCAACAGAAGGCUGUCUUGAUGAGUGAGAGAGUACUGGGCGUCGAGCACCCCAACACGAUCCAGGAAUAUAUGCACUUGGCUCUGUACUGCUUUGCCAACGGUCAGCUGUCCACUGCCCUGAAGCUGCUGUACCGUGCUCGCUACCUCAUGCUGAUGGUGUGUGGGGAGGACCACCCCGAGAUGGCGCUUCUAGACAGUAACAUUGGCCUGGUGCUGCACGGAGUAAUGGAGUACGACCUGUCUCUGAGGUUCUUGGAGAACGCCUUGGCCAUCAACUCCAAAUACCAUGGACCCCGCUCCCUCAAAGUAGCCCUCAGUCAUCAUCUGGUUGCGAGGGUUUACGAGAGCAAGGCAGAGUUCCGCUCUGCGCUCCAGCAGGAAAAGGAGGGCUACACUAUCUACAAAAACCAGGUGGGAGAGGCCCACGAGAAGACUAAAGAGAGCUCCGAGUACCUGAAGUACCUCACACAGCAGGCUGUGGCUCUGCAGAGAACCAUGAACGAGAUCUACAAGAACGGCUCCAAUGCCAGCAUCAUGCCACUCAAGUUCACAGCACCCAGUAUGGCCAGUGUUCUAGAGCAGCUCAAUAUCAUCAACGGCAUCAUCUUUAUACCCCUCAGCCAAAAGGACUUGGAGAACCUGAAGGCGGAAGUCCAGCGGCGGCAGCAGCUUCAGGAGUCAGGGAAGAGCGUGGAGGAUCUCACUGUGGAUAGUCCACUAGAGCUGGAGGACAAAAUACCCAUGGACGUUAACGUUGAUUAACGUCACACGCUCCACACCACACUACUUUCUGCAAGGGAGAGGACGUGAUGCAACAGCCAUCUUCUUGAAUGAACAUGUGGACCUGAGCUGUCUAAAAAUCAACAAUGAAAACAAAAGGGGUGAGGGGCAGACGAGGAGAAACAUCUAUGUAUACAGUAGGUAUAGAGUUUAUAAGAGGAACUUCAAGGAGUAACAGAGCAGGAGUUACAGUAUAUACAGGCGUAGGAGAAUAUGGAAUCCAUGUUAACAUGUUCAAUCUGAAAGCCUACAGCCUCAAGAGCUUUGGUAAAGAAGCAGAAUGAAUGUAAACUUGAUUGCUGCCGUGUAAAUGUGUGAGAGAAGGCGACCAAGGACGACCAUGACAUUGUAUUACCAGAGCCUUAUCCACUGUUCAUCCCACUCCACAUCAACCAACUGUUCCCCCUACCCAAGGACCACUUUUUACCCCUCCAACACCUCCAAAACUCCUGAAAAAGCCACUGAGGCAACUACGGCUUCCAAUUUCACCAUGGCCCCAUGUUUCCUCGAAAAUAACAUCUGACACCCUGUCCCAAAACUCAGGGGAUUUUUUUUCUUCUACUGUGUGCUAGGUGAGAUUAAAGUCACUAAAAUUCAGAGAUUUCUCUGUUUUGGGCCACAGAAUGUAAACUCCCUUCUCUUGCGUUUAGUCUUGUUAAACCUCCACACCAAUCACCCAUUUACUCUUGAGUGUCCCCUAUGGUCAGUCAAAAACUAUUUGUAUUUCAUGGUUUUAUCAUGAGUUGCUGCUGUGUCCGUUGGUUCUAUCGCCGCAAAACAGACGGUGACGCAUGUAUGCUCUCAAUCAAUCUUUUGAUUGUUACACCUUUUUUUAGUAAAAAUUUAUCUUUUUGUAAAAGCAAAAUGGAAACGAGGGAGACGCCAUUUUUAGGUCUGUCAAUUAUCCAUUAAUUUAAAGGUAGAGUCAGUGAUAUGAUGUAUGUGCACAAAGUAAACGGCGUAGUGGGUCAAUUUCCGCAACAACUAAGAGCGUUGAAGCACAAGGCUAAACUCGCCCACUUUUAGUCGCGUACCUACCACACUGGAACAGUUUGAAGUGAACCCAUGCACAUGCGCUGAUACUGUGGGAGCAAAGUCAUGUGCCUCGCUCAUUGCAUUAUCUGCGGUGUUGCUCGUGGCAACAUCAUUUCGCUGAGUCUACCUUUAAGCCAUGUCUGUUUUUAUAGAAAAUAUGAGUGGAAAAGAUGUAUAAAUAAAACUGUCUAUGGGGUUUAGACAGAUAUUUGAUCAGUGUUGAUGGAAAUAUAGAUAUGAAACGUACAACUAUGGCUUGAGCAGUAGACCUAUAUAGGUCUCUUAUGUUAGAUGUGUCCAGUCUUCUAUUUUUCUUCCACUUUGAAAGAAUAUGUGCAUGUAUGUUUUUGUUUGUGUAGUCCGAGAGAUAUGGCCAUGAUGAUUUUGACACUUGCAGCUUCGUAGUAUAAUGACUAGGUUGGGUAAGCCACAAGUUUCCAAAUGUUUUAUUUUUAUAUGCAAUGGCUGUGUUUACACAGGAAGCCAAAUUCAGAUAUUUUGUCCAAUUAUUGGCAAAAGAUCUGAUUGGUCUAAAGACCAAUUAGUGGCAAAAAUAUCAGAAUUGGGCUGCCCGUGUAAACAAAGCCAUAGUAAAACCAUGGGACGGCUAAUGCAAACUUCCAUUCUCAUGUAACAUUCUUGGCCAGCAAUGUUGUAAAUCUGCUCAUAUGAAGUGAGUAUAUGAGAAACUUAUAGUGAGUAUAUGAGAAAUUCCCUAUCAUUUGAUAGAAUAGACUAAACCAUGGCCAUAGACUUGUUUGUCUGUUUCAAAAAAGUAAACUGUUAUGUUUCCAUUGUUUGGUAAACCCAUUCAACAAGUUGACAGUAAAUCGGGCCACAGCUGGCGAUGUAUGAACAAAGUUUCCUCUUCAGUAUUUAGUGCACUUUCCAGUGCUGUCUGUCUGAAUGCAUACACACACACAGCACCACCAAAAGUGGGUUGAGAAGGGCUUCUUCAAUAUACCAAAGAAGACGACUGAUCGAGGUGUGUUUUGUGUGCUCUUGUGUACGACCCUCCUUUGCAAAUGUCUUUCUAAAAAUUGUUGCGGUGUCUAAAUGUAUGUGAUUAAAGCAAUAGAAACGAUGCUGGAACUGAUCCUUUUGAAGUGCUGCACUUGUGUGGCUGCACAAACUGCUGUCAUUGUAAGUAAAAGGCUGUCGCCAAGAGAGGGGACAGAACAGUUACUGUAAUGAAUUUCUUGAUUAUUAUGCUCUUAAAAAGCUGGGACAAUAGAACUUUGUGAUUUUUGUGCCUAUUUAUGCUUUUCAAAACGUUUAAAAAUGUUUUUUUUUUUUUUGCUCAUGUUUUCAUAGGGAUACCAUUGGUUUCCUUUUUGAAAUAUGUAUAUCUGCAUUUCCUUCUCAGGUUCAACUUCCUCCAUGAAUGUCAGUCCUGUCUUGCAUUACACUUAGUGGGCAUGGGGUGGUGCUCUAGAGUACUUCAGAAACAAUCGAGAAGGCUUUAUUCGUGUGAAAUAAUUUUGUCCCAUACGGAUGUUCACAAGCAUAUCUCAAUGCUAGUGUGUAACUAUUCCACAUGCUUCUCAUUCACUGGACGUUGAGGAAAGAAAAAAGUAUUUGAUGGAAUUGUGACGAUAUGAACCCGAAAAAUGUCAAAGACUACUGCUUGAUGAACAUUGAACUUGUUGAAACCUUUACAAAAGACUGUUAUAUGAGAUUUUGGCCAUUUCUGAUAGAAUAAACUCAUCUAGAGUGAUCAAAAAUA